Molecule: messenger RNA, 3166 nt
Organism: Hypanus sabinus (Atlantic stingray)
Lineage: Eukaryota; Metazoa; Chordata; Chondrichthyes; Myliobatiformes; Dasyatidae
Gene: mcm2
Product: minichromosome maintenance complex component 2
Exons: 17
Coding region: 61-2724 (887 amino acids)
Biological process (GO): DNA replication; double-strand break repair via break-induced replication; mitotic DNA replication initiation
Cellular component (GO): nucleus; MCM complex
Molecular function (GO): ATP binding; single-stranded DNA binding; single-stranded DNA helicase activity
Source: RefSeq, a predicted model, not a curated record
GUGGGUGAUUUGGCGCGAAAAGUUUUCGUCCGCUGCUGGGGGAGAGGACGCGGAGGCAUUAUGGCGGAUUCUUCUGAGUCAUUCUCCAUGGCGACUAGCCCUAAUCAAACUCCUCGGCGUGGAGAUGCCUUGACUUCCAGUCCAGGAAGAGACUUACCACCAUUUGAAGAUGAAUCAGAAGGUCUUUUAGGAACUGAUGUGCUGCCAGAGGAGGAAGAGGAUGGGGAGGAUCUGAUAGGAGAUGACAUGGAACGGGACUACCGUGUUAUUCCGGAAUUGGACGUCUAUGAGCAGGAAGGUCUGGAUGAUGACGAAGACCUGGAGGAGUUGACUGCCAGCCAACGAGCAGAAGCUGAAAGAGAAAUGCGAAGGAGAGACGAUGCAGAGGGUUUGCGCCAAGGGCGGAUGAGGAUAGACCUCUUGUACGACAGUGACGAUGAAGAUGAAGAGCGUCCUGCACGAAAACGGCGCCUGGCAGAACGAGCAGCUGAUGGAGCAGCUGAAUUUGACGAGGAGAUGAUUGAAAGUAUUGAGAACCUGGAAGACAUGAAAGGCCACUCAGUCAGGGAGUGGGUUUCCAUGGCAGCACCUAGACUAGAGAUCUACCACCGUUUCAAGAAUUUCCUCAGGACUCAUGUUGAUGAGCAUGGGCACAAUGUUUUCAAGGAGAAGAUUAGUGACAUGUGCAAAGAAAAUCGAGAGAGCCUAGUGGUUAAUUAUGAGGACCUGGCUGCGAGAGAACAUGUGCUAGCCUACUUUCUACCUGAGGCCCCGGCAGAAAUGCUAAAGAUCUUCGAUGAAGCAGCCAAAGAGGUGGUCCUCUCCAUGUACCCAAAGUACAACCGUAUCGCCAAAGAGAUCCAUGUCAGAAUUUCUAGCCUGCCCCUGGUAGAGGAACUCCGAUCACUGAGGCAGCUUCAUUUGAAUCAGCUGAUCCGGACAAGUGGAGUGGUUACCAGCUGUACUGGAGUCUUGCCACAACUCAGUAUGGUCAAGUACAACUGUAAUAAGUGCAACUUCAUCUUAGGACCAUUCUUUCAGUCCCAGAACCAGGAAGUAAAACCAGGUUCUUGUCCUGAGUGUCAGUCUGCAGGGCCAUUUGAAAUCAACAUGGAGGAGACAGUUUACCAAAAUUACCAAAGGAUUACCAUUCAGGAAAGCCCAGGCAAGGUUGCAGCUGGCAGACUGCCCCGCUCAAAAGAUGCAAUUCUUUUGGCAGACUUGGUGGAUAGCUGUAAACCAGGUGAUGAAAUUGAACUCACUGGUAUAUAUCACAAUAAUUAUGAUGGCUCCCUCAAUACGGCCAAUGGAUUCCCAGUCUUUGCUACAGUAAUCAUGGCAAAUCAUGUCACAAAGAAAGAUAAUAAAGUAGCAGUCGGUGAACUUACAGAUGAAGACAUUAAAGCCAUUGUGGGUCUUUCAAAGGAUGAGCGAAUUGGAGAACGGAUAUUCGCCAGCAUUGCACCUUCAAUAUAUGGUCAUGAGGACAUAAAAAGGGGGCUUGCAUUGGCACUGUUUGGAGGUGAAGCGAAGAACCCAGGUGGGAAACACAAGGUGCGUGGAGACAUCAACGUUCUUAUGUGUGGUGACCCUGGCACAGCAAAAUCACAGUUCCUGAAGUACGUUGAGAAGGUCUCCAGUCGAGCAGUCUUCACCACUGGACAAGGUGCUUCUGCUGUUGGUCUCACUGCCUAUGUACAGAGGAAUCCAGUGAGCAGAGAAUGGACUUUGGAGGCUGGAGCUCUUGUAUUAGCAGACAGAGGAGUAUGCCUCAUUGAUGAGUUUGAUAAGAUGAACGAGCAGGAUAGGACCAGUAUUCAUGAAGCUAUGGAACAGCAGAGCAUCUCCAUCUCUAAGGCUGGUAUUGUGACCUCUCUGCAGGCCAGAUGCACGAUAAUUGCAGCUGCCAAUCCUAUAGGUGGUCGAUAUGAUCCUUCAUUGACCUUUGCGGAGAAUGUGGACCUCUCGGAGCCCAUCGUAUCCAGAUUUGAUGUUCUGUGUGUUGUUAGAGAUACAAUUGAUGCUGUUCAGGAUGAACUACUGGCUCGUUUUGUUGUGUCCAGUCACAUCAAAAACCACCCAAGCAACAAAGAGAAUGCAAAUGAAGACUCAGAGGAAACCAGACUACCGAACAACUAUGGUGUGGAUCCAAUUCCGCAGGAGCUACUGAAGAAAUACAUAAUUUAUGCUAAGGAGAGAGUGCACCCCAAGCUGAAUCAGAUGGACCAGGACAAAGUAGCAAAGAUGUAUAGUGAUCUCCGAAAGGAAUCAAUGGCAACAGGCAGUAUUCCAAUUACAGUGCGACACAUUGAAUCUAUGAUUCGCAUGGCAGAGGCUCAUGCUCGCAUUCAUCUGAGAGACUAUGUGAUGGAGGAUGACGUCAACAUGGCCAUUCGAGUCAUGUUGGAGAGCUUCAUCGAUACGCAAAAGUUUAGCGUCUUAAGAAGCAUGCGGAAGACAUUUUCACGGUAUUUAGCAUUCAAACGUGACAAUAAUGAGCUGCUGCUCUUUGUUCUGAAGCAGUUGGUGGCAGAACAGGCCACUUAUCAACGCAACAGGUAUGGAGCACAACAGGACGCAAUUGAAAUCCCAGAAAAGGAUUUGGUUGAAAAGGCACGUCAGAUCAACAUUCACAACAUGUCUGCAUUCUACGAAAGUGAUCUCUUCAGAAUUAACAAAUUCACUCAUGAUGUGCGCAGGAAGUUAAUUGUACAGCAGUUCUAAUUAAAAACAAAAUGAAGAAUCUGAGGAGGCUGGCAGAAUGAAAAGACUGCUGGCAUCACUUUGGAACAGAUGAACAUUUUGGAUGCCUGCAAAGAUGAACUAAUUGCUUAAGAAUGCAGAAUAAAAGCCACAUCUAGUCUCAUCAAAAAAAUUAUCCUAUCCAAGACCUGAACUCUCAAACUCCUGCUUCUAUCAUCCUGUCCUUUACUAUUCUAGUUUUACCAACAAAUAUCUGCAUUUUGACACAUUUUUUUAAAUCCAAAGACCCUCUGGCAGAAUUUUCCCCAUUUGUUCGGUUUCACUGUAUAUUGUAUGUUGUGAGAGUCAUUACAGAGUGACAUUAUUUCCCUGAUCACAUUGUAGUUUCAUUGAUGUGUAUAAUUAAAACUAGGUGUACAUGCUAUAACUUUUGUUACAAUGAAUGCCAAUAAAGAUGUCUUUU